Molecule: messenger RNA, 1848 nt
Organism: Cladophialophora yegresii CBS 114405
Lineage: Eukaryota; Fungi; Ascomycota; Eurotiomycetes; Chaetothyriales; Herpotrichiellaceae
Product: D-arabinono-1,4-lactone oxidase
Exons: 1
Coding region: 1-1848 (615 amino acids)
Cellular component (GO): mitochondrion; membrane
Molecular function (GO): FAD binding; D-arabinono-1,4-lactone oxidase activity
Source: RefSeq, a predicted model, not a curated record
AUGGACUGGGCCGCUCCCAAUUUGCCACACACGAAACCCAACACCACGGCCUCGGACCCCUCAGCCAGGCCCAGCACCGCCGCCACUGCCAACCUCGACCCCAAACUCCAGCGCGAGCUGGUCAGGAUCAGUGAUUCCGUCCCAUUCAACCCCAAGCUGCGAUAUCUCCACCAUACUUGGGCCCAGACAUUCUUCUCGCGCCCGGAACUGUAUUUCCAGCCGUCGUCGAUCCCAGAGCUCCAGAAGAUCGUCACCCUUGCCCGGAGGUGUUGCAAACGCAUUUGUGUGACGGGCUUUGGCCAUUCGCCGUCCGACCUCACGUGCACGUCGUCCUGGUUGAUUAAUCUGGACCAUCUCAGCGCUGUCCUCGAGAAGGACGUGGACGGCAACCCCGGCCUCUAUCGCGUUCUCGCCGGAAUUUCUUUGCAUGACCUGAAUAUCGAGUUGGCCAAGGACGGGUACACGCUCCCCAACUUAGGCUCUAUCGAUGUGCAAUCCGUCGCCGGAGUCAUCUCGACCGGUACUCACGGCUCUAGUCUCAAGCACGGGUUGAUUUCGGAAUCCAUCACGUCACUGACCAUCUUGCUGUCCAACUCUCAGUUGGUCACCUGCUCAAAGACCAAGAACCCGCAGCUGUUUCGAGCCGCACUCCUCUCACUAGGCGCCUUGGGCAUCAUCGUCGAAAUCACCAUCCAGGCUGUGCCGGACUUUGACAUCUCCUGGUCCCAGUCGCUCCACAGCCUGGACGAAGUCCUUGGCACGUGGGACAAGGACCUCUGGACGAAAGACGAAUUCACUCGCGUCUGGUGGCUGCCGUAUCUGAAGCGCGCGGUCAUUUGGCGAGGGCAGAGAACCGAGUCUCCUCGUCGCCCGCCCAACGAGACUUUCUACGGCGGACGACUCGGCUAUUACAUCUACCAUAACCUGUUGUAUCUCUCCAACUACGUCCCGCGCAUUCUGCCCUGGAUCGAGUGGUUUGUUUUCGGCAUGCAAUAUGGCUUUCAAGCAGGCCGCUUCGAAAUGUCCGCUGUCCAACCUGCACGGGAGGGAUUGUUGAUGGACUGCCUGUACUCGCAGUUUGUGAAUGAAUGGGCUUUGCCGCUCGAUAAAGGUCCCGAGGCAAUCACCCGUCUAUCGGCAUGGAUCAACCAUGACGACGCGACGGCGAAGAUCCCGGUUUCGAGCAAGGGCAUCUGGGUCCACUGUCCUGUCGAAGUGCGCGUGACCCAUACCGGUCAAGAGGACCUGAACCGAUCCGGAGUGCGACCCUAUCUCGACCCGACGAUGGCGCAAAGCCCUACGCUUUACCUCAAUGCUACAUUGUAUCGGCCCUACGGCCGCGACCCACCCUGUCACGACACCUACUACGAGGCUUUCGAGUAUCUUAUGCGCGAGAUGGGAGCGAAGCCACACUGGGCCAAGAACUUCUCCGCAAGGACGACGGGCCGGUACCUCGAGCAGACGUACGGUGGUGAUAUGGCUGAGUUCAUGAAGGUGAGGGAUGAGAGUGAUCCCCAAGGCAUGUUCCUGGGGGAGUGGCAUAGUCGGAAUCUGCCCUUGCAGGGUGUCUCUGGCGAAACGGCUGGUCUAAGUUUGAGAGAGGAGGAAAUUAAGAGGACAAAAAAGGGACUUGGCUGGGGAUUUGGGGAUGGUGUUUUGUGGCAGGGACGGCAGGCGAAAUCAGUAGAAGGUGACAGCCCUGAGGACUUCUUUCAGCAGGUCGGCGACGGGCGAAAGGACGGAGACGACACCCUGAGCCCACCAGCCACGACAACGAGCGAGGAGUCCUUCGACUACAUGGCCAAGGGCGAAGCGAGCGUCUACGGCGGGCGGGAUGAUGCAGAGUGA